AUGGCGCCUCCUGCGAAGAAGAGACGGACCACGAGAGCCGCGGCCAAAGCGGAGGCCGAGCAGGAGAAGGCCCAGCCAGCACCUCAGGCUGAGCCAGAACACAACACGGAGGAGGAAGAACAACCGCAACCAGAGUCCAAGCCCGAGCCGCCCGCGCCCACGUCCACAGAGCCGACAGCCGAACCCACAACCGAGGCAGCGACCAAGCCUGCGGUCCCGGAGCCCGAGCCCGAGCCCGAGAAGCCCAGCGCCGCCGAUGCCGCCGCCAAAGCCAAGGAGCGCAUGGCACGGUUCAAGGCACUGCAGGCUCGAGCCAAGACGUCGUCCGAAACGAAUCUGAAGGAGGCGACCAAGGAGUCGCAGCGUCUUGCCAGCGACCCAAGUCAGCUCACGGCGCUCCACCGCAAGCAUGCUAUCGCGUCGCACAAACUACUCAAGGCGGACGUCGAAGAGGCGGGCGAGGACUUUGAGCGGAAGCGGGCAUGGGACUGGACGAUUGACGAGAGCGAGAAGUGGGACAAGCGCCUGAAGAAGAAGGCGGCACACCGCGACAACAACGCGUUCCGCGACAAUCACCAAGAGAGCAACAAGGUGUACAAGCGGCAGCUCCAAAACAUCAACCCAGAUCUCGAAAACUACGACAAGCAGAAGUUGGCGGCGAUCGAGAAGGCGGCAGCCUCUGGUGGACUGGACAUUGUGGAGAUGGAGGACGGGGAGCUCAUCGCCGUGGACAAGGACGGGUCUUUCUACUCGACUGCCGAUACGACGUCGUUUGCGCAAAAUAAGCCGGACAAGGCUGCGGUGGACCGACUGGUGGAGGAUCUCCGAAGGGCUGACGAGCAGAGACUGAAAAAGAGGAAGGAACGCAUGGCCAAGAAUGGCGACGAGGGCGACGUGACGUACAUCAACGAGAAGAACAAGCAGUUCAACCAGAAGCUAUCGCGCUUCUACGACAAGUAUACGGCGGAUAUCAGGGACAGCUUCGAGAGAGGCACGAUGAUAUGA
Messenger RNA from Purpureocillium takamizusanense, 1005 nucleotides. RefSeq names its product Pre-mRNA-splicing factor SYF2 (gene syf2). The record is from RefSeq and is a predicted model, not a curated record. The transcript has a single exon. Bases 1 to 1005 code for a protein of 334 amino acids. Gene Ontology annotation, cellular component: Prp19 complex; catalytic step 2 spliceosome; post-mRNA release spliceosomal complex. Lineage: Eukaryota; Fungi; Ascomycota; Sordariomycetes; Hypocreales; Ophiocordycipitaceae.